AUGAUGAUCACAAAUCUUCCAAUGGAUUUGAUGGAGGAUAUUUUGUCUAGGGUUCCUUUAAAAUCUAAGAGCAGUGCGGUUAACUUGCACAAAGUGGAAUACUUUAUCGAAAAGCCAGAUCUUUACAAAGAUGCACUUGGUGGAUCCAACUCAGAGAUCCUCACGUCCUAUGCGGCUCGCGGAACUGCGUCAGUUCUUUACGCAUCCGGCACGUCUUCAAUAUGGGGACGGUUCAGUUACGGUAUCGGAUACGAAGAUAAGAGAUGUGGUCGUAACUACAAAAUAUUGAGGUUUAUAGAUCUCUCCUUAUAUGAAGAAGGGAACAAGUUUUUCUGGUAUGAAGUAUAUGAUUUCGAGACUGGUUUAUGGACGACUCUUGAUGUCACUGAUCCAUACUGGCGUAUAACAUCUGGCUGUGGGUUCUCUCAAAGGAAACAGUUACUGGUGUGCUACAGAAAGGGACGCACAAGGAUAAUGAUUGGGGCGAACAAGCCGACCACAUAA
Messenger RNA from Microthlaspi erraticum, 504 nucleotides. The record is from the annotation of a GenBank genome assembly. NCBI's taxonomy places the organism in Eukaryota, Viridiplantae, Streptophyta, Magnoliopsida, Brassicales, Brassicaceae.